AGAAGCGAGGCAGGCUGAUCGACCGACUGCUCGCCUGGCACUUUCGAUGAAUUCGAUCUUCCGAUUGCCAUGGCUGACUGAUCCGACUGCUCCCACUGCCGCUGCCUGUGACGUCGUCGCCUUGAAAGCGAUUCUGAUUCCGAUGUGCAUGUGGGGUGUGCACUCCCUUUCGUUCUUCUGCGGUGAUUCGGUGUGUAAUCAAGGACGGAGCCAAUGUCUCUGGCUGGCUGGCGUUGGUGUGGCGUAAGAGGUUUAGAUUGAAAGCUGGCUGAUGGGGCCGGGCCGGUCGGGUGGUUAGGUGUGGAGAAAUCAAGAAGCGCGAGAUUUUUUACAACAUAUGUCCGCACAGCAGUCCUUUUCUCCUCUGCCUUCUUGUGCGUCUUUCGCGGCGGUGAUGAAAAGUACAGUACCAAAUCUACGGAACAUGAGUCUCGGCCAUAUUCCGAUUGUGAACGAGGAAAAGACAAUCAGGGCUUUAAGAAGGAACGUAAACUCUGGUUUUUUGGGUCGGAAGAACAGGGCCAGCGAGAAAGUUGGUACUGCAUACGAAUGUCUGGAUCAGAUGUACGGAGUUCAUGUUUGCGGGAUUCUUCGAAAUCUUCGGGUCAUUUUCAAAUAUGCGUAUUCGGGAUAAUGUGGACACAGGGCGGGCCGAGGACUCAAAAAGGUUCAGAGAGUUUUCAAAAAGUAGAUCCAAGUUUCAGCAUGAGGAAGAAAGAAAACACAGCAUCUGUUUAUGAAAUCAAAUGAAAUGUGAAGAUGAAAAUGAAAUGCCCUCAUUGGACGAAGACUUUCUUGCAGUUUAGAGACCAUAAUUACCUCCGAACCAUAAUGAUCGUAGGUGCGCCGUUCAUCGACUGAUGAGCUUACGAACUUAUUUCUGUCUUCGUCACUCUGUUCUUCAAAGACGCCAGGUCGCAGAUUAAGAACAAGGAGUGAAAUUUCAUUCUCAGCGGUUGUGAGGAAGCUCCCGACUAGUUGGAACAACAUUCUCACUUGAGUGACUCAAGCCGUUGUGAGGUCAACAUGGUCGUCUUUGUUCAAAUUAAUCUGCAAACUCACAGCCACCUUCGUCUAUUCAAGAAAGAGAUGUUGGCAGUCGAGGUCAACAUGGUCUUCGUUGUUCACAUUAAUCUGCAAAAGCACAGCAACCUUUGUUUAUUCAAGAAAAAGAUGUUGGCAGUCGAGCUCGGGGAUUCUUGAUGGAGCAACGGAAGGUGACCAGAGUAAGGCUCCAAAUGGCAUAGGAGAGAAGACGAGGACGGACAAAUUUUGACAACACGCCAAAGCUUUGCUGUGUUUGACUCAGAUUUUACAGACACGAUCGAAUGUUAGCCCGAGAAAUGCUGCUGAUGCCAUUUCAUACCAUUCCUAUCGACGACCAGCCUGCAGAAGUUUGCACUGAAAAAUACCAUGCUUCUGUGAGUACUUCGUCACUGAUGACAGCCGACAAGUUGGACCCAUGAAACAGAGGAAAUUUAUAUUCCGUUUGAUUCCUAGAAGUCUUCGCGGGACAGUUCCAGCUCUUCUAAUUUGAUUUGUCAACGAGUACGAGAGUGUUCACCUAUACCGACUUGUCCGAACUUUCCUCCAAGAGUAGCAACAGAAGUAUGAGUGGGGCACAAAGAAACGAGAUGUCGUUGCGGACCACCCAAACACCCAUGAUUGAAACUGGCAACCCGAAGAGUGAAGAUAUUAAGCUGACAGAAGAGGAGCUUGAUGAUCAGUCACCCGUGGAGGAAGUAGCACUGACCGUGGCAACAACUGAUGAUCCAACACUUCCUGUCUGGACAUUUCGGAUGUGGUUCUUAGGAUUGCUCUCUUGUGUAGUCUUGGCUUUCUUGAAUCAGUUCUUUUCCUACAGGAUCGAGCCUCUCACAAUUUCUUCAGUCUCUGCUCAAAUUGCCUGCCUUCCUCUUGGACAACUCAUGGCGGCUACUCUUCCGACGAGAAAGUGGUUCCAAGGGACACCAUUUGAAUUCUCGUUGAAUCGGGGCCCAUUCAACAUGAAGGAGCACGUGCUGAUUACAAUCUUUGCGAAUGCCGGAGCCGGGGGAGCAUAUGCUAUAAGUAUUGUAACAAUAGUGAAGGCGUUCUAUCGGAGACCGCUAUCAUUCUUUGCUAGCCUUGCUAUCACCGUAACGACACAGAUGAUCGGAUUUGGGUGGGCUGGAUUAUUUCGAAAUGUUUUGGUGAAACCAGCACAUAUGUGGUGGCCUUCAAAUUUGGUUCAAGUUUCCCUAUUCAGAACUCUGCAUGAGACCGACUAUCGACCAAAGAGGGGCCUGACGCGAGGCCAGUUCUUCGUGAUUGUCUUGGGUUGCAGCUUCUGUUGGUAUGUCUUGCCAGGCUAUUUGUUUCCCAUGCUCUCUUCCCUUUCCUGGGUAUGCUGGGCAUGGCCCACCACGGUCCAGGCCCACCAACUGGGCUCUGGUUUGCAUGGCCUAGGCCUCGGUGCCAUUGCUCUGGACUGGUCAACAAUUGGCUCCUUUCUGGGAAGUCCUUUGGCCACACCGUUUUUUGCCAUCGCCAAUAUUUUCGCGGGUUUUUGCGUCAUCACGUAUAUUAUUACACCAAUUUGCUACUAUCUUGACGUGUACAACGCAAAGACCUUUCCCAUCUUCUCUUCACGCCUGUUCGAUGCUUCUGGCCAACUAUACGACAUCAAUCGAGUGAUUAGCAACAAGUUCUCCUUGGACGUUGAGGCCUACAACAACUACAGCAAACUGCACAUCAGCGUUUUCUUUGUCAUGACUUACGGUGUUGGUUUUGCAGCGCUUACGGCAACCAUUAGUCACGUGAUCUUAUUUCAUGGAAAAGAUAUAUGGUACCAAAUGCGGGCGGCCCUUAGACUGAAACAAGAAGACGUGCACACUCGAUUAAUGAGAGCAUACCCAGAGGUUCCGGGUUGGUGGUUCCAUGGGCUGCUACUCCUCUUCAUUAUCCUGUCCAUCGCAGCUUGCGAAGUUUUCAAUGAUCAGCUCCAGUUGCCUUGGUGGGGAGUGCUCUUUGCUUGUGCGCUUGCCAUAGCUUUCACCCUUCCAAUUGGAGUUAUUGCUGCCACAACAAAUCAGGUACCAGGUCUGAAUAUCAUUACGGAGUACUUGAUUGGUUACGCAUAUCCUGGAAGACCUGUAGCAAAUGUGUGCUUUAAGACAUAUGGCUAUAUCAGUAUGACUCAGGCUAUCACAUUCUUGUCUGAUUUCAAACUGGGUCAUUACAUGAAAAUUCCUCCUCGCUCUAUGUUCGUUGUUCAGGUAGUUGGCACGAUGUUAGCCGCUUUCAUAAACCUAGGAACUGCAUGGUGGUUAUUGACUUCAGUGGAGAACAUCUGUCACCCUGAGCUGCUACCUGUAAACAGCCCUUGGACUUGUCCAGGAGAUCGAGUGUUUUUCGAUGCCUCUGUCAUCUGGGGUCUCAUUGGGCCGCAACGACAAUUUGGCAAUUUGGGACUAUAUGAUAAAGUCAACUGGUUCUUCCUCUUCGGGGCUCUUGCUCCCGUACCGUUCUGGCUGGCCUCCAGAAGGUGGCCUGAGAAGAAGUGGAUCCUUUACUUCAACAUGCCUAUUUUCAUAGCUGCUACCGGAAUUAUGCCUCCAGCGACGCCUGUCAACUUUACCUCCUGGUUUGUAAUAGGAUUCAUUUUCAACUAUUAUAUCUUCAAAUAUCGCAAAGGAUGGUGGCAGCGAUACAACUACGUAAUGUCAGCAGCUCUGGAUGCUGGGUUGGCAUUCAUGGGAGUUCUACUCUAUUUCGCCUUGCAACUGCAGGAAAAAUCGAUCAAUUGGUGGGGGGUUAACUUAGAUAAUUGUCCUCUCGCGACUUGUCCGACCGCACCGGGUGUCGUCGUAGAUGGGUGUCCAACUGUUACAUGAGGCCUUGUGGUGAAGAUCUGAUCUGAUCUGAAGGUACGGUCUAGACCUGUCCAUGCCGAAAAUCAUAGACUGGUCCCCAUGUGGCGCUUAUUACCACCACCUGAACCUGACAAUACAGCAAGAAAGGUUACGAGAAGGGAUUGAAGAAUGCAUCUGACUUGUCCUCACUGUUGUACGGAUAUGUAAACAUCACCUUAGUGCUGCUAGAUCUGCCAUGCACUCACCGCGACCGAACUUCAGCCUUCUGCUUACAAUUCGUGGCAACCGAUGGUACGUCCUGUACAAUGAUGUUGGAAGAUGGCGGAUACAGAGUACAUGGAGGGUAUGCUGGCAGCCAUGAAUCGUUGUGAUAGCUAGAUCAAUGAAAUAAAUGAGAAACUUGUACUUGCAUUGACGACGACGGGCUCGGCAUUCGAGUAUAGCUGGUGUGGAAGUCUUGUAUGAAGACUUGCUAUCUGUCCUCCAGUUCCUAGCUUCGGUCUCUGUUACAUCGAGUUUGUUUCAGCCAUGCAUCAGAGGCAAUUGACCAAGCAUGUGACUAUUUGGUCAAGGUCGCUUGAGUUUGCCUACUUUGCUUUGCGUGAGACGAAUUGAAGAGUUUGGAAGUUGGAACUCUUGUGUGAGGGAGUGAUCGUUUGGACCAAGCGAACUGCCAGGAGUACCCAGCUUCAAACAAGCACUCCCACAAACAAGAAAGCCAUCUUCAGUUGCCAUCAAUGCUUCAAGAUGAAUACAACGCAACGAUAUAUGUACUCUGUCGCCAAUGUACUUUGUCUAAUCUCGGCCAAGUCCGCCUUGAAUAAAGUCUGGACUCAAUUUC
Molecule: messenger RNA, 4695 nt
Organism: Marchantia polymorpha subsp. ruderalis
Lineage: Eukaryota; Viridiplantae; Streptophyta; Marchantiopsida; Marchantiales; Marchantiaceae
Source: the annotation of a GenBank genome assembly